This is a messenger RNA of Trichomonas vaginalis G3, 1110 nucleotides long. RefSeq names its product nerve growth factor signaling pathway. NCBI's taxonomy places the organism in Eukaryota, Parabasalia, Trichomonadida, Trichomonadidae. The coding region runs from base 1 to 1110 and encodes 369 amino acids. The transcript has a single exon. The record is from RefSeq and is a predicted model, not a curated record. Gene Ontology annotation, molecular function: protein binding.
AUGUCUGGCAGACUAUCACUUAAUUAUACGUACAUUGCUGCACAUUUGAAAGAGUAUAUUGAUGGAGAUAAGUCUCUUGACGUAUUUGAGCCAGAAGACAUUGAAAAGAUUUUGAAUGAAUCAAAAUUAACUCCGAAUGAUUUCGAAAUUCUUCUACGGAAAUUAUCAUCUAAUUUUCAGUCAAUAAAUAUAUACAAAUGCGCUAGAAAUACACAAAUUCCUACAAAUAGUCUUCAAGAUGCAAUUUUAACAUUAAAAACUGUUCGAAAAUAUAUGAAACUAACAUUACUUGAUGGAAUCAUUGAUAACAUGAAUCAAAUUGAGAACGAAAUGUCUAAUUAUACAAAGACAAUUCAAAAACUUCAAUCAGAUUUAAACCUGAUCCAAAACCAAAAACAAAACUGUGAAAAAGAAAUACAAUCUCUUAAAUCCCAACUCAAAGAAAAAGAAAGAGAAAUUUCUGAAAGUAAAGAAGAGAAUAAUAUUCGAAAAGAAAUCCUUUCAAAAAUUGCUGGAUUACAGAAUUCGGAUGUAUUCGAAAUUAUCUACAACUUCCUUGACAAUCUUUCAGAAAAAGGAAAUCAAAAAAUCUUAGCAAAAGCAUGUGAAGUAGGUUUUUGGAAUGUGAAGUUGAAAAGUAUGUGGGAAAAUAAUGUUCUUAUUGAAGCUUCGCAUAGAGGAAAUUUAGGACUUGUUAAAUCACUCAUUGAAUGUGGAUGUGACAAAGAAUCAAGGAGUAAUCAAGGAGGUACUCCACUUAUUUGGGCGUCAGGUCAUCAUCAUCCUGAUAUAGUUAAAUAUCUUAUCUCUGUGGGGGCUAAACUCGAAAAUCCAGAUAAUUAUGGAAAUACUCCACUCAUCUGGGCAUCAGGCUAUGGUCAUCUUGAUAUAGUUAAAUACCUUAUUUCUGUUGGAGCUAAUAAAGAUGCAAAGGGUGAUCUAGGAAAUACUUCUCUCAUAUGGGCAUCAAAAUGUAAUCAUCUUGAAGUAGUUAAAUAUCUUGUCUCUAUUGGAGUUAAUAAAGAUUCAAUGGAUAAAGAUGGAAAAACUGCACUCUCCUUUGCAAAAGAUCAAAUAAAAGAAUAUCUAAUAUCAAUGGUAGCUAAAUAA